Trichoderma aggressivum f. europaeum is the source of this 2403-nucleotide messenger RNA. RefSeq lists its product as uncharacterized. The transcript has 3 exons. NCBI's taxonomy places the organism in Eukaryota, Fungi, Ascomycota, Sordariomycetes, Hypocreales, Hypocreaceae. Bases 1 to 2403 code for a protein of 800 amino acids. Gene Ontology annotation, biological process: nucleoside metabolic process. Gene Ontology annotation, molecular function: catalytic activity. The record is from RefSeq and is a predicted model, not a curated record.
AUGAGUUACCGCCAAGUGCUCCUUGAGCGUUGCGUGACCAUUAUAUCAACACGCAGGCGGCAACUGGCGUAUUUCCGAGCCCACUACAGUCACGAAGAGACAUUUGCUUUGGAACAGCAAGUGACAAGAUUCAAGCCGCCAACGUCGACCCUGGUGUCAUCCUCAUCUGCCGCGUCAAUCGCCGAUUGCGGACUAGGAGACGGACGCUCGUUUGGCGUACCGCCACCACCGAAGCUGGUUGGAAACGAGGAAGAGAAGCCGUGUCCCUACUGCUACCUCGUACUGCCAGCCGAGACAUUCUCGACGCAGCACAAGUCAGAGCGCUGGGAGCAACAUUUCGUAAAAGACUUGGGGCCGUAUAUCUGUCUUGGCUCCAGCGACGAUGAGACGCUCAUUUUCAACACUCUCGAGAAGCUUGAAGAUCACAUCAUGAUUUCCCAUCCGGGCCUUGAUCCAUCGUCCGCCGAAGAUCGGUUCCGUCAUCAACGUCAAACCUAUCCCUUGCCCCAACGGUGUUUCGUCUGUUGGCAAGUAACUCCUGAAUUCGAAACGCUGUUGAAGCACAUUGCCAGUCAUCUCGAGUCCAUGUCGUUGUCUGCUCUGCCUUGGCGGGACGACAUUACAGGCGAGGAAUCCAUGGCAAGCGACAGGGCUACUUGUUUGGUUGCUACCGACGUCGACGGCAGUGACGCCAUAGACACAGAGCUCGAUGGCACCUUGUUCUGCGGCUGGGAAGAAACAGACGAGGUAAUGAUGGACCCAGCGAGACAGCUUGACGAGCAUGAAUUCUCUUCUUUGCUUUUGGCGGCGAAUGAACCCCCUCCUGACCGCUUGCAACUUCUAGAGACAUGGGUUCAAGAAAGCUGCCUGAACGCUCCAGGAUGGAGUCGAGGACGAAGAAACUGGUCGCUGCCCUUGAUUGUUGUCAAGACAAUCACGAAUCUCCGCAAGAACGCAGUGUGGUCUCAAGCGCGGCGUGGGGGAACCCGAAUUCGAGACCGUAUACCUCGGCAUAGAGACUACGCUGUUGGAUGGAUAUGCGCACUGAGAUCUGAAUACGAAGCAAGCAAGGCCAUGCUUGAUUAUGAGUAUAAACUACCUUUCCCAAACAGCGAUUACGACCCCAACGAAGAUCGUAACACGAGGCGUGGUCGUGAUACAUACGCAUAUGGCCGCAUUGGGCAUCAUGAUGUUGUUAUUGUAUGUAUGUCAUCCAGCUGUUAUGAAAAGUUAUCCGUUUCGGGUAUCGUGAAAGAUAUGCGAGGCUUCUUCCCAUUCCUAAUGGUUUUUACAAUGGUGGGGAUUGGGGGCUACGUCCCAUCUACAUCAAAGGAUUUUCGACUGGGAGAUGUUAUGGUGGGCGAUCCCGCAAUCAGCUCUGGAGAUUUUAUCCAGUACGACUCUAGGAGAAUCAGUCGAGAGCGCACAUUUUCACAGACAAGAUCCCUGGAUACCUGUAGGCUUCCUAAGGAUUUACAAACAGCUAUUAGAACGCUAAAGGCAGGUCACCAAACCGGGCAUAGACUCUCCAAAGAGUGGCAAGCCAUACUCGACCGAUGUGAAGAAAUGAAGAUUCAGGACAGCCUACAAAGCCCGGAGACUGAUAUCCAAUUCAGCAUUGACGAUGAUCCUUUCGGCAACGAGGGUGACCGUUCACGAUGCCCUAAGGAUCUGAUGGAGUUGCAACGAGCUUGUGUUUCAGAUUCUGUCGUCCAUUACGGUUUAAUAGCCUCCGGGAACGAAAUAACGGAACACGGUGCAACGAGAGAUACAGUCUUCCGUUGCCUUGUUAUCCGCAGCAUUAGCGACUACGCCGACUCGCACAGGAACGAUAUCCGGCAGCCAAACGCAGCAGCAAUGGCAGCGGAAUAUGAAAAGGAGCUUCUUCACACUCUCCCUUCGGCCGCGUCGGCAGCCAAAUCUAUGGAUGUUUGGUAUCGCCUCACUCCAUACUUGUCACAUACCGAUAGCGUCGAUAUUCAAGAAGAUUCCACCUCUGCGAAUGGCAACAUGCGAAUUCCAUUGGCGCCGAACGACGCAAAACAACCAGACCAGUACUGGAAAUUCCAGCCUAAUGACACCAAGGGGUCUUGGGCCAUUUCCACCAUGGCUCUUCCUGAUAGCGUGCUUGGUAUUCAUCCUGGUGAUGACAGUCGCCUGCGCCUCGAGCCAGCGGUUUUUCGCAUGGGACAACAAUGGCAAAUCAUCCAAAGAGGCGGCGGUGCCGUAAACAUAGGGAAUAGAUCUUUAGGGUCUGAAGGGUAUCUCUGUACAAGAGGUCAUCCCGUAGCAUUAUCGCUGUCUGAAAAGAAUGAGAACGAUGCGUCGCAGCUGUGGCGCUUACACCCCUUGGGCAUUGUAGGGCCACAAUGUUCACAGUCGGACGACAUGGUGAUUGAUUGA